Molecule: messenger RNA, 3335 nt
Organism: Pelmatolapia mariae (spotted tilapia)
Lineage: Eukaryota; Metazoa; Chordata; Actinopteri; Cichliformes; Cichlidae
Gene: pptc7a
Product: protein phosphatase targeting COQ7 a
Exons: 6
Coding region: 395-1288 (297 amino acids)
Biological process (GO): protein dephosphorylation
Cellular component (GO): mitochondrion
Molecular function (GO): protein serine/threonine phosphatase activity
Source: RefSeq, a predicted model, not a curated record
CACAAGACCGGGUUCGUGGAGCAGAGUGUGUUGAGACCGCAGGGCUGUAGGUCCACAUUUUGUGUUAUGUAGCGUCUCCGAGGCAGAAGUGGCGCCAUGGCCGCCGAGAAUCAACGCUUACAGGGUUUCUGGAGGGGAACGGGCGACGUUUUUCCUUAACUUUCUCCUAGUUAUCACAGCGGAAGAAUAAAGCACUCGGAGGCUGUAGUCAUAUCAGCGGGAGGCAUUGUCUGGGCGUGCGUGGCGGCUGUUGUCUGUCUGGGUAGCUCAGCCGCACAUCUCCAGCCUCGUUAGCAAGCUAGCAAGUCAAUAUAAUAGUGUGCUCACGUCGACGCUGAGCUAGCAGAACUGCUAGCUUGGCCGGUUUUUUCGGUGGGAGCUGGUGUCGUAGGUGAUGUUGUCCGUGCUGUCGUACGGUAGACUGGUUGCCAGAGCUGUCAUCGGCGGACUUUCUCAGACAGACAGCCGUGACUACAGUCUGGUGACAGCGAGCUGCGGUUUUGGAAAGGAUUUCCGCAGAGGCAUCCUGAAGAAAGGGAUGUGCUAUGGGGACGACGCGUGUUUCAUUGCCCGACACAGAUCUGCCGAUGUUUUGGGUGUGGCGGAUGGUGUAGGUGGUUGGAGGGACUAUGGCGUGGACCCGUCACAGUUUUCGGGUACACUGAUGAAGACAUGUGAGAGGUUGGUGAAGGAAGGACGCUUUGUACCCAGCAACCCGGUGGGAGUCCUCACAACCAGCUACUAUGAGCUACUGCAGAACAAAGUGCCACUACUGGGAAGCAGCACGGCCUGCAUUGUGAUUUUGGACCGGCAGAGUCAUCGGCUGCACACGGCCAACCUGGGAGACUCGGGCUUCCUGGUGGUCCGGGGAGGGGAGGUGGUCCACCGCUCAGAUGAGCAGCAGCACUACUUCAACACCCCCUUCCAGCUGUCCAUUGCUCCUCCGGGGGCUGAGGGGGCCGUCCUCAGUGACAGCCCUGACGCUGCAGACAGCACCUCCUUUGACGUACAACUGGGCGACAUCAUCCUCACUGCCACUGAUGGGCUCUUUGACAACAUGCCAGACUACAUGAUACUGCAAGAGCUGAAGAAACUCAAGAACACAAACUAUGAGAGCAUUCAGCAGACGGCCCGCAGCAUCGCAGAGCAGGCGCAUGUGUUGGCCUAUGACCCCAACUACAUGUCACCUUUCGCACAGUUUGCCUGUGACAAUGGACUGAAUGUAAGAGGAGGAAAACCAGAUGACAUCACAGUACUGCUCUCCAUAGUGGCUGAGUACACUGACUAGAGUCUGCACGGAGUAUCCAUCUGCCGCUGCAGGUGAUGGACUGCUUUGAUUCCUGCUGGCCAGGAUGUACAGCUAAUGUCUGCUUCCCCCACACCUAAAGGAUCUACUCUGCCUCAUCCACCCACCGUCUCCCCCACUUGGCCAACCCCACACAUUUAAAAACAAACAAAAGAAAUCCUUCAACAUGCCCUUUUCUCUGUCGUUUUCUACAUCAGACAGUGGCCAGAUAAAUCCAACUAAAGGCCAGACACCCUGUUGGCCAGGCUGCAGUGUUCCAAUGCUCACCAGAUAAUCCCAUUGGCUGGGAUCAUUGGGCAUGCUGAUGAGGAUAAGUCAGCCUCUUCUGAUAGUUGCCGCAGGAAAGAAGCUGCAAUUCAGAGAAGACGGAUGCUGACAUAGCCCAAGAGUAUGUGUUAGAGUGUGAAUGUGGCCACGUACUGGCCUGCCGAACAGAACUAAACAGUCCUCAAGAAGGGAAGCGCACGAGAAAUGGCAGCAUUAAGGCUCAAUAAAUGGGUCUGUCUUGUGCAAGCACUUAAUAAUACAGUGGUACUUAGGAAGCCUUUAUGAAAGGGACUGGAAACUUGUACGACAGGGCAGGGAGCAUAUGUUUGAUAUGAAUGGUAUGCUGUUCUGGGAUGUUACAUUAAAUGUUUGCAAAAAAAGAAACAAAACAAGUGUGAUGUGACAUGGGUAUAGCAGGAUAAUCCAACAAGAUUUCAUAAAGAGUGGCAGCUGCCUUUUCCAUACCAGUUCAAGUAUUGCACAUAUUUUGUAACUUAAGAGUAUUUUGUAGCUCAAAAGCCUCUCAAGAUAAAUAUAUAUAUAUAUAUAGUAUAAAUGAUAGUGUCAAACUGAUGUUCUCCCUUUAAUCUCACAGCUGCUGCUGAAGUCUUGAUUGUGAUUAUGUGUGAUGUGUGUAUGAAUGGGUGAUGAAUGCACAUGAGCUCCUCAGUGUGUGUCUAUUGAGUAAUGUGCAAUUGGUGUCAAUGAAAUGGAUGUGUAGGCUAGAGACUUCUCCAUAUCCGCCGGUCUGAAUUGGUCUCGCAGCCUUAAACGCACAAAGCUUAAGGAGCAUAUCUGAAAAAGUUCAACGCAGCGGAAAUUGGUCAGGUGACCAAAUGUAUUUUUGUAACCUCUUUGUUCCGUGGGGAUUGUUCGCCGCGUCAAGUAGCUUACAGAAACUCUUGUUCACAGUCACCAUUUGCUUUUCCUGUCUCUCUCCCUCCUCUCCCCCUGCUUGUAGAGCUCCAGUGGCACAUUCUUAAGUCAUGUCACUGCAGGUUUCAUGUGAAAAAUGGUCAGUAUGUUUCUUUGCGUCACUACAGGAAGAUCUCACGGUAAAAUCCACAUUUUUGUGUAAUAUUAAAAUGUGCCUUGUAUCAUGUGUCAUUGAUACUGGCAAAUAAGUCUUCAACCUUCCCCCUAAAAAUGUGCCAGCACUGAGCACAAAGCAUUAAACUGUUAAGUAGCCAUAAGAGUUAGAAAAAGAGAGCUUUCCCAUCAUGCCCUGCUGUCUUAACACCAUCAUUUUAACGCCAGUGUUUUGUUUUGUUUUUUUUAUCCCCCCUCCCCCUUUCUCCUGAAAUCUGCUUCCUCUCUGCACUCAAUCAGGAAUAGUACUAAAGCCAUCCCACACUUAGAAAAUCCUUCCCGUGGAUCUUUAGAUCACUGUUUACAAUCUGCACUAAUCGAAAGGAUAGUUUCCUUAAUGUGACACCCUGUCAGGUGUCAUGUUGAAAUGAGAACAGAUUCAGGACGGUGAACAGUGUGAGUUGGCAAAAUGUGAUAUGAUUUUUUUUUUCUAAGUGUUACAGCACUGAGGACAAUCCAAGCAGCCUUAACAAAAAUGAUAAAGCACUUCUCCCAGUCAUUUGGCUCUACCACUGUAAGCUCCAUGGUCCCUGCUUCCUGUUUCACACCUCCCUGGAUGACUCCUUUUCAUCCACCUCAUCUUUCUGUUUAAACCAGAGCAUGUCUAUGUGGAAGAAACAAAAACAUUUUCACAUGUGUACAAUGUUUAAAUAAAGACUAUAAUAUUUAUUAA